This is a messenger RNA of Linum tenue, 144 nucleotides long. NCBI's taxonomy places the organism in Eukaryota, Viridiplantae, Streptophyta, Magnoliopsida, Malpighiales, Linaceae. The record is from the annotation of a GenBank genome assembly.
AUGGAUUUCAGCCACAACAAGUUAUCAGGGCCAAUCACACCUGAGAUCAGUCAAUGCAAGCUGCUGACGUUCGUGGAUCUGAGUCGAAACCAACUCUCCGGUGAAAUUCCGAAUGAGAUUACAGCGAUCAGGAUCUUGAACUAA